Messenger RNA from Trametes versicolor FP-101664 SS1, 1542 nucleotides. RefSeq names its product UDP-Glycosyltransferase/glycogen phosphorylase. The coding region runs from base 1 to 1542 and encodes 513 amino acids. The record is from RefSeq and is a predicted model, not a curated record. NCBI's taxonomy places the organism in Eukaryota, Fungi, Basidiomycota, Agaricomycetes, Polyporales, Polyporaceae. The transcript has 11 exons. Gene Ontology annotation, molecular function: UDP-glycosyltransferase activity.
AUGAACGCCCCGGAAUCGAAGCACAUCCUCCUCUUCCCUGUGCACAUAUGGGGGCACACACGUCCCAUGUGCACGCUCGCCGCACGUCUUGUACAGCUGGAGUCCGUCACCGUCACAUUCUUCGUGGCCGCGUCGCUUUACGAGCGUAUCAAGGCGGAAGUUGCACGCGACUUCGACAUGGGCGCGCAAGACCCUCGUCUCUCCGGCCUCAGAUUUGUCGUGCUCGAACAGGGCAAUGUUCCGCAUGAUCCUGAAGUGAUUGACCAAUCGUUCAUGUCUCUCUGGGGAGAGCUGCUGAGUGGCCGUGAGGUCGCCUGCUCCUCGAUCAACGGGGUCGAUUCAAAAUGGAAGCUUUCUGCGUCUCCCCCAGACGCCAUAGUCCUAGACAUAUUUGCUACCUGUCUAGUAUUCGACACGUUCCAUGAGCAGCGCCACACUUGGAAUCUACCUCGCCCGUUGAAGCUGUUCUCCUGGCUCCCCGUGACCACUAGCUGGGCUCUCGUGUUGCAUCGUCAGAACUUGAUACCCAUGAUAGAGGACAUGGUUUCUCGAGAGGGUAUUACCUUCGGCGAGGCUGCAUACGAUUUGCUGUGGACACCGAAGGGGAAGGUUUUGACCAGCCCGUGUCUCCCACCGCUAUACGAUUACGAGUGCCACCCGCAAGCGAUGCCUAUACUACCGAAUUUUGUGAGCGGCAUCUUCGCGCACAUCGGCCGGAAGUUAGAGAAUACAGACGGUGUGAUCACAUUCGAUGCAGCAGAUUAUAACCCGAAGGCGACCACCGCUCUGCGCGACUGGUUCGCGCAGACAUCGCGGCCGGUCUGUUAUGCAGGCCCUCUCGUCCCAUCCAACAACACCGGGGACUCCGCAUCUUCUGACGCGACUUCAGAAGGUGUGGCCAAAUUCUUGGACAAUCAGCUUGCCAUACACGGCGCGAAGUCCGUAAUCUACGUGUCCUUCGGAUCAAUGCUCUGGCCCUCGGAUCCUGCGAAGCUCGAUGCAGUCCUCGAUGUCCUCAUGGCGAAGCACAUCCCAGUCGUGAUAACCCACCCUUCCGCCGCUAUGAUGCUGCUUCCCGAAACCCGACGAAAACUUGUGGAAUACUACGGCGCGUUCUCGGCCGAUUGGAUCCCGCAGCAAGCGGUGCUCGACCAUCCUGCGGUCGGAUGGUGUCUCACGCACGGAGGACACAACUCCGUGCUAGAGUGCAUCCUCGCCGGUGUCCCGAUGAUCGUGUGGCCGAUCGUCGUGGAUCAACCCAUGAACGCCGUACAUCUCUCCGCCAACAUCGACGUCGCCUACGAGCUCGUGGAGGUCCGGCACGGCAGCGGGCUAGGCCCAAUAUGUCGCACAGGCAGGACCCCGAGCGGGACUCUCGACGCAGUCAAAGCUGAGUUCACCGACGUGCUCGACCGCGCGUUCGGGAAGGAUGGCGAGGAGAAACGCACGAGGUUGCAAACGCUGAAGGCAACCCUGGAAGGCGCCUGGAAGGAGGACGGGGUUGCGCGGCGCGAUGUGCGUCAGCUUCUGGAGGGUAUUUGA